AACACAUCUCUUAUCUGUCAUGUUCCCGACACAAUGGAGGCGGUGGAGUCGGAGGACGUUUCGCUGAGGACCCAAUUCACCGUUGACGAUCUAGACGUGGAAAUAUUGCCGCUCAUUUACGAGAUUAUUCGCAGCGUCGAGAAAGAUCCGCAUGACACUACGCAAAAGGCAAAGGAGUCGCAGGACACCAGCCACAAGAUCUUGGAAUUACAGAAGAAGCUAGACUCCGCAAGGUCGCAGAUCAAGAGAUUACCUGGGAUAGAAUAUAGCAAGGAAGAACAGCUGCAAAAGCUCGAGACUUUGCGCAAGCAAUUAAGACUGAAGCGUGAACUUCUAUUGAAAUAUCGUAACACGUGCACGUUCGAGAUACCGAAAGUAUAAAGCGCGCAUGUGUUUGCGAGGAUAUAUAGAAAAAUAAUUUUCGAGGAUGCCUCUAAGAGCUCUCUUCCGGUACCUAUUAAAUAAUGAAAACUUAAUUAA
Molecule: messenger RNA, 480 nt
Organism: Temnothorax curvispinosus
Lineage: Eukaryota; Metazoa; Arthropoda; Insecta; Hymenoptera; Formicidae
Gene: MED9
Product: mediator of RNA polymerase II transcription subunit 9
Exons: 3
Coding region: 34-381 (115 amino acids)
Biological process (GO): regulation of transcription by RNA polymerase II
Cellular component (GO): mediator complex
Molecular function (GO): transcription coregulator activity
Source: RefSeq, a predicted model, not a curated record